AGUCCUUUCGUGGCAUACCUCACGUGUUACACCUAACCUUAUUUUCAUAGUCGGCGGGAAGAGUGCACGCUUUACACGUUAAAAUGUACCCUUAUUUUCCAAAACAUAUGCAACCAUCGGAAAGUGCUUAUGCAGAACUUAUCUGUCGCGAGUCGGAAUACGCGACCCGGUUCUAAGAGAGCCGGACUUCAUUGAGCUUCGACCGCGGCCGAGGCUAGAAGCUUUGCCUUUUUCUACGUGGGAAGCUGUUGGUGGGCUCAUCGGGCCCACCCUCUCAUCGGUCAAGCUGGCGAGCGCUCUAACCGCUGGUAUGAACCCCCACCACCCGGGCCACUCUGCAGCCUACCCGCAUCAUCCCUCGCUCUCGAGCAGUCCCCAUCAUUCCGGGCCCCACCACGGCUACAGCACCGGCGGCGGGGGCGGCGGGGGUGGCGGCGGCGGCACCACCACCACACCGGACCUGCCGAGUCCCCACUCGCCGCCGCACGGACCCGGAAUCGAUCCGGCAACCCCCUACGCCUCCAUGCAGCCCGGACAAGGCAUGGGCAGCAAUGGGCACCAUCACGGCGGCGCUGGUAUGAUGACCGAUCAUCCCCAUCACCAGGGACACCCGCACCCACACUUACCCGGACACCCUGCUUAUCCACCGGUUAAUCACAACAACAACUGUACGCUCAAGCAAGAAGGUGGUCCAAGCGGACUGACGGGAAUCCAGCAGUGCGCCGGUUGCGGCGGCCAAAUAGUAGAAAGAUGGCUCCUGUUCGCGAUGGAUCGGUAUUGGCACAACGGCUGCUUGAAAUGCUCGUAUUGCAGCGCAGCACUGGCGGAAAUCGGCCACUCGUGCUACACCAGGAGCGGCAUGAUUCUCUGCAAAAGCGACUACAGAAGAAUGUUCGGAAGCAGCGGUGCCUGCGCGGGCUGCAGCAACGCGAUACCUGCCAGCGAGCUGGUGAUGAGGGCGGGUGGAUCAGUGUUUCACCAGAAAUGCUUCACCUGCAGCAAAUGCGGCAGUCAACUCGUUUCCGGCGAUAGGUACUACCUGCUGUCGGGGUCACCGGUCUGCGAGACGGAUUGGCACAAAAUCGUAAAGUCGUCGAGCGUGGCGGCGGCGGCGGCGGCCGCCGCGGCCGGAAACGGCGGUGCCCCCGUAAGAAAAGGUAAGCCAACGCCCGCCGUCGUGCCGAGCCAGGUCGACGUGGUGGACGUGGCGGUCGGAGGGGAUCCCUAUUCGCCGCCUCCGCCGGGUCAUCAGCAGUACCACCAUCAUCACCACCACCAUCACCAUCAUCAUCAGAUGGGCCUCGUGCAUCCUGGACUGGCGGUACAGCAGACGCACCUGCAGGCGUCCACCUAUCAGGACUGGUCUCCGUGGGCCCAGGACACCUGCGACUGAACGCGUCCCCGUUUGCAGCUCGAGAUCGGCCUCCGCCACCUUAGAGAGCCGAGGGCGGUCAGCUCACCUGAAUAAUGAGGAACCCCGAGAUCUCGAGCAGGGGCCUCCGGUCUCUCCACCCUCUCUCUCGCCAGAGAGCGUCUAGCGAUCCCGCACCGAGUCCAGUCGCGUCGGUGGACGCGCCGACGCCUGUGAUGGCCCCCAUAAGUCGGACUCGACUGUACCCCUAUGUCCUCUGGGUCUCGAGGACCGAGGAUUGUUGGUGAACCUCUUCGUUGCCACGCGACACGAACUCCCGCGGGACUAGGCCCCGUCGUCGUCGUCGUCGUCGCAGCACGGAGAGACGAACUGUUUUCUGUGCGCGCGUGUUUGUCGUCGAUAUCCACGAUCCAGGACCUCUAACCGGCUGUUUGGCUGUGCAGAGCAGCGGCACGCGCGCACCAACGCUGUCACGCGUCCUUCACUGGUCUCCCCUUAAUCGAUAAUCUUUGCUCAAAUCACGGAGAACCGAAGACAAUUCAAAGUGUCCCGAUGCACCAGCUGCGCGUUGUUGACCCCCGUCCCUUCGGCCUCGCUCUGCUUUUAUCUGCGACGACAGUUUGCCCGAGGCUCUACCACCGAUUCUUUCACGUUCGUCUUGGCUCCGUCGAUCCGCCGGUCCUGUUAAUCCGCGAGUUAGACAACCACGGCCGCCGCUCUCGCCUGAUUUCCAAUCGGCGAACAGCGACGAUGCUAAAUGGUCCGAGUAAUUUCGAGGGUCCCGCCACCUUUAUCCGCAUCUUUUUGAACUAUUCGUUCCUGUCGCUAAUGUAUCAAGUCCACGGUCUAGUAAGUUCUCUUCGUGUUCUGCAAAUUAACCUUGGCCCGCGUUGGCCGAGCACUUCAAAGGCGCCGUCUAGACCUCUCGCUGUAUCAAGAUCGUCGAGUCUAGAUAGACUCUGGCCUAGCUAAACCCUUUGAAAUACGUUAAGAAAGAUUGUCCGAGGGACCCGAGAGCAUCGUCAUCAACCGAAACCUGAUAGAGACCGCUGCACCGAGCGAAGGAAACUUGACGAGAGGGCGAAGUCGCUGGUCAGACAAACGGUACUCCCGGGAUUUCCUCUGGACCGGACCGCGUCACGUCCACCGCGCGAAGCGGCGUCGAGAAGUAGCGAGAUCGGCGGACGCCGGAGCCACCGAAAAACUUGUCACGUAUGAAGCAGGAAAAUUGCGCGGGCCGAGGUCGGGUAAUUCCGCCGAUUGAAGCGGUGGCCCGGCCGUGUCCCGGCCCUUAGAAAAUUAUUUUUCUUUGAAAAUUACCGAUCCCUUCGAGUCGCGCCGCUCCGCGCCGGGAAGAGGGUCCACGGCUCUCCGUAAACUCAUUAAGCGCUCCUUGUUCCCGCGAUCGUUAAUCGAGUCUCGCGCGCCGCGGAAUAAAAAGCCAGCGCCGAGGUGAAACCGUCGAACGAGAGAAAUUAUCAUUCGAAUCUUCCUUGUUAACGGCCCGCGGCCCCCUCUUCCCCUGCUGCGACGAGAAACCGAUCGGAGGAGCUCGCGAACCUACGCGCCGCAGUCGCGCGUUUGACGAUGUUUGAAAGCAAGCUGACGGCACCCGACGAUCGUCCCGCGGGAUCUGUCGUCGACCGCAGAUCCAACAAUCAUUUUCGAACCUUCGAGUCCCAUACUGCACGCUGUUUGGCGCUGCUCGACCUUGUUGGACGUUGUUUGGAAGCAAACACAGACGGCCUGGACGAUCGUGCUCUGGUGGAUCUGUCGUCGAUCACGGACCCACAAAUUCAUUCUCCAACAACUUCCGACAUUGUACGGCCACGCUGUGUGACAGUGUUUAAAACGGUGUUUGACGGUGUUUGGAAGCCAACUGAUUUUCUGUCGCUAUUGUUGAUUUGAACAGCUCGAGAGAGGACUGUGUUUGCUGUUCUAGAGGGUACAAACGAAAUGAA
Megalopta genalis is the source of this 3333-nucleotide messenger RNA. Lineage: Eukaryota; Metazoa; Arthropoda; Insecta; Hymenoptera; Halictidae. The record is from RefSeq and is a predicted model, not a curated record.